CUUUGCUCUUGACGUCGUCCAAGUCGUUACCCAUCAUUCACAGUUGGUGAGUGUGUCGAUCCUCAACAGCCAUGCUGAUCAAGUCGUUGCCCAUUGUUCGCAGGAUGAUAGAUUUGUUUGUGAGUGUGUCGAUCCUCAACACCCACGCUGAUCAAGUCGUUGCCCACUCUUUGCAGAGAAGAGAAGUCAGUGUGUCGACCCUCAUUCGAGCAACAGCCAUGCUGACUCUCCAAGUCGUUGCCCACCGUUCUCAGGAAGAAGGUGCGGGUGCAAGUGAGGUCUCCGACACCUUAGGGUUUACCCGUAUAGAUCCUUAAUUAUACUUGUAUCUAGCACGGAGGAGCAGUCUGCUACCGCAAUUGUAUGAUAUAUUGGGUGGCCACCAGCUGAAUUUGACCGCGGCCGUACGCGUGCAGCAG
This is a messenger RNA of Suillus fuscotomentosus, 419 nucleotides long. RefSeq lists its product as uncharacterized. The record is from RefSeq and is a predicted model, not a curated record. The coding region runs from base 72 to 317 and encodes 81 amino acids. The transcript is spliced from 7 exons. Lineage: Eukaryota; Fungi; Basidiomycota; Agaricomycetes; Boletales; Suillaceae.